CAAUACACAGUACACACAAACAGGGACUAGGGCAUUGAAUGGGAUUGAACCUUCGAGGGUGGGGCGGCGGAAAUAAAGCGCACCAUCUCGCGUUUUAAGCCCCGCCUUUUCCGCUCCUCGUGUUGCCAGAUCCUUGAUUUUACAACUAGUAUAGAAUAGGUUAAAGUUGUCAAGCAUUUUGGCAUUGUGUUGAUUAUAUUCGUGUAACAAAAUAUUCUGACGUUUAAACAAAGCAAUUUAUCUAUAGACUAGAUCAUCUAAAAUUAUAUAAAACGUCUGUAUAUUUUCAUCAGAUAAUCAUAGUGUGUUGCCAUUGAAAGACUUAAAUGUAACUCUGUUUUUAAAUUAACCGCCUCCAUGAUAGUAAAUUAUAUGAUGUUGCUCUAUAUUAUUAGGCAAACCAUUAGCACAUUUGACAAGUGCAUUAAUAAUGUUGGACUUUAAAAGCAGUUGUGUUUUGACCCAGUGAGAAAGUUACCAGUGAAGACAGCAGUCACUGUAAUGGUUACAGUUGUGUUUUUUAAGUGUUUAUUCUCGUGUCCGUGUGCGAGACCGGAGGAAACGACUCUGCACUGCUGGCUGUACCUGCUGCUUCCUGUAGGCAUGAUGUUCUUCAUCCUCAGUCUGGUGGACUCACAGCUGCUCAAACUGUGCCAGUGUUACGUGUGCAGAUGUUGUGCGCGAGCCGAGAGCAGAUGUUGCGUGUCAGGCUGCUGUGACAGUGUGGAGUGUUGUUGCUGUGCUGGUGGUUACUGUUACAGGCCGACACACUGCGGAGAAGAAGUGAGAUACUACUGCGCUCUUAUAGGGGCUUACAUGCUGAGGGUCUUCUGCGCCUCGGCGCUGUGGGUUGUGGUCGCACUGAUUGACGCUGACUGGUACGUCUGCAUCCGCACAGUGACGGUCAACGGAACCGGACCACAACAGAUCGCCUGUAAGGAUGUUCCAACACCAGAGGAAGCAGAAACUCUGCGGAAAUACAGUAGUGAAUCACGGAUUAUUGCUUUGAUCAUCCUCCUGGGUCUUUCCUUCCUGCUGGUUGUAAGUACCUCUAUCAUGAGCAGGUGGAAGCCGUACUACAAGUCAGUGUUUGAGGCAUACGUGGAGCAGGAGAUGGCAGCCACGCUGGAUGAGAAGCUGCAUGAGCAGGCCAUGGAAAGAGCCAAGCUUCUCAGUGAGACUGUGUUACACUGCGUUCACAGUCAGCGUGAGAACAGCAGACAGGCAGAGGGACACAUUCAGUACCAACCACUAACAGAGACAGAGGAGAACAUGUGGAGGAGAAUAUCACACCCUGCUUUCCAUCUACUUGGAGUGAGGAUCAAUCCGUGACAUACUCAUUCAUCCAGGGCAUUGCGAGUGUUUGUCAGAUGAUCUGUCAGUAGUAAAAAAGCCAACGAUAGCACUCCACUGAAAGGAACUUGUUACUGAAGCAUGGCGUAUUUAUUGCUCAAAGCAUGCUUCCACUCCACUCUACUCUACUCCAGGUAUGCUUUUAUUUUUAAAAACUUUUAGUUUUAAGAAAGUUUGCUUGUCCUAUUCUUAUUUAAUCUGAAAUAUUUAAAACAUGCAGUAUUAAUACUUUUUGUUUCAUUGUUAAGAAACGUUCUCUAACACUAAAUACUGACAGUUGAGCUGAUAAACAGUUCUAGAUGCUGCCUAGAUUGAAAGCAGUGUAAUGGAUGAGCUAUGAAAAGUGUCAUGACGUUUGCUUUCUGUUUUAACAUGUGAGAUGUUUUGAGCUGAUUGUCUGCAGAUGACUAGAUGCUGUGUCAAAUGAUCCAGUUAAAG
Tachysurus fulvidraco (yellow catfish) is the source of this 1791-nucleotide messenger RNA. RefSeq lists its product as uncharacterized. Lineage: Eukaryota; Metazoa; Chordata; Actinopteri; Siluriformes; Bagridae. The record is from RefSeq and is a predicted model, not a curated record. The transcript is spliced from 3 exons. The coding region runs from base 502 to 1332 and encodes 276 amino acids.